This is a messenger RNA of Diaporthe citri, 750 nucleotides long. RefSeq lists its product as uncharacterized. Bases 1 to 750 code for a protein of 249 amino acids. The record is from RefSeq and is a predicted model, not a curated record. The transcript has a single exon. NCBI's taxonomy places the organism in Eukaryota, Fungi, Ascomycota, Sordariomycetes, Diaporthales, Diaporthaceae.
AUGCCUCCUCGCAAGAAUCACUCACCCACUUCAGCGGGCACAGCAAAGCCUCAGCCAUCCAAGACAAACGGCGAACCAAAGAAGCGCAAAGCCGCCAACGAUGAUGAGGCCGGUGGCGUCAAGACCGCCAAGCGCUCUCGCGCGUCCAAAGGCUCAGCGCAGGCCGGCAAUGAUCUCAGACAGACCGAGAUCUCGACAAAGUCCACCAGCGAGCUCGAGAAAGCCAUCAUCAUCAAUCGCGCGCCGGUACUUGAGCUCUGGGGCGCGUGCGUUGCCCAAUUCCAAUACCCAGACUUCUCUUGGGACCUGUGCCUCAGCAUAGGAAGCAGCAUAUCCACCAUCACAGCCAUCUCCAAGGGCCGGUCGAUUGGAACGAUCGCGCCGCCUGAUGAGUCAAAGGACGCAGCCUCCAAGGACCAGAACAAGAAGAAUGGAGAUGAUCUCCCAACAGUCAAGGUCAUGGGUUUCCCCAUGAAGAUCAAGGACGACAGCGUCAUUGUCAAGGGAAAGCCCAAGACGACGCGAGAGGUCAGUCUGGUGAGGAAAUACGGUUCGGAAGAGAGUUACGGCAAGGCAAAGAACGCGAUGACUGAGGCCUUGCAAGAUUGGAAGGGUAAAGAGAACGAGCUGGAUUUAAAAGCGUUCCACAUGUACGAGCAGUUUCGGCCGGACGUUGCGAAGGGGCAGAAGGGCUGGGGCCGGAAAGGGGAGCUGCAUUUGUCCAAGGUCAGGGACACGAUCCGUAAAUGA